This is a messenger RNA of Beauveria bassiana ARSEF 2860, 276 nucleotides long. Its product is annotated as CHCH domain-containing protein. The coding region runs from base 1 to 276 and encodes 91 amino acids. Gene Ontology annotation, cellular component: mitochondrial intermembrane space. Lineage: Eukaryota; Fungi; Ascomycota; Sordariomycetes; Hypocreales; Cordycipitaceae. The transcript has 4 exons. Gene Ontology annotation, biological process: mitochondrial respiratory chain complex IV assembly. The record is from RefSeq and is a predicted model, not a curated record.
AUGGGAUCGUCGCAGUCGGCGCAGCCAGAGAACCAAAAAGCGGAGGAGGACAAGGUGCAGCAGCCCGACGCGACAGUGCAGACAGAUGACGACGAUGAGCCGGAUGAGUGGGACAAGAGGAUUUUCAGCACAGGAUGCUCUGAGGAAAAUGCCAAGAUGACGGACUGCUACUUUGAGAAGAAGGACUGGAGAGCAUGCACUUCCGAGAUGCAGCAAUUCAAAGAGUGCUGGAAGCGCCACGGAAACGAAGAGCGAACAUCCACCAAGGACGCCUAG